AUGUCUGCACCAACUUCCCCCAAACCCUCUCCCAGACCCUCCUUCGACUCCGAAGACCGCCCAGAGUCCCAGGAUCAUACGACAAAAGCUACAGGGUCCGGCCACACCCGCUCCGCUAGCGACAUGUCCCGAGACUACAGCCCCCGACGACGAUCGAUCCAGUUUAGCGUCGGAGCCGCGGAAGCCCAGCUGCCGGCUCGGAAGUCCAGUUUCAAGGAAAAGCGGCUGUCAUACGGCGAUACUCCGACCAGAGAGAGGGAAUUGGAAGAGAGGGAUAGGGAGCACAAGGCGGCUCUGGCGAAUCGAGGGCCGUCUCCGCCUCCACCAAAAACUUACGAGCGAGGCGUCUCCUUUGAUACUUUUGAUAAUUUCGACGCGACUGAUUUCUCCCUUACGUUGAACUACAAGCAUAAAGGUUACCAGAGCACGCGACGCAGCAGGACCUUUCUGUGCGGCACGGAUCAGAACGAUUAUUCCGAGUUUGCGCUUGAAUGGCUUAUCGAUGAGUUGGUGGAUGAUGGAGAUGAAAUUGUCUGUCUACGGGCUGUGGAGAAGGAUUCGCGCAUAGCCAGUGACGUCGGUAUUGAAGAGGGCAAAUACCGACAGGAAGCAGAGAAGCUGUUUGAGCAGGUUAUCCAGAAAAACAGCCAGGAUGAAAAGGCAAUCAGUCUGGUGCUGGAACUUGCAGUCGGCAAGGUCGAGAGUAUCAUUCAGCGCAUGAUUCGCAUAUACGAACCUGCAAUGCUCGUCGUGGGCACUCGCGGCCGCAAUUUAAAAGGAGUGCACAGUCUACUACCUGGCUCGGUCUCGAAAUACUGUCUCCAACAAUCACCCAUCCCUGUCAUUGUCGUGCGUCCAUCCCCGAAGCGCCAGAAAAAGAAACUCAAGCGCCGGGCGGACCCUACACGCCGAAGUUACAACCAUAUCCUGGAAUUAAGCGAGCAGCGCGGUAGUCGCAUCUUCGACGCUAGCUCUAGCACUGAAAGCAGUACCUCGAAACUACCAGACGAGGAAGCCGCAGUGGCCGAAGCCCUAGGCCUCCCUGCUUCAUAUUCAAAUGCGAACUCGCGAAGCUCAUUAUCAGUCUCAGAUCGAAGCAGUCUCAGCGUCGAUGAAUCGGACUCGACUUUUCCGGCGCGAAAUUCACUGGAUGCUGUCCUCAUGGGGAGUCCAGCUGAGAGCUCCCAAGAGAGCAUCAUUGCUGGCGAUGAAAGUGGCCAAACCGACUCUUCGCCAGAUGGCGCAGCGGACCGUUCUUUGAUUGUCGAACAAGAUGAUUCAAACGAUGACUCCUCGGCGGCUGAGACGGAAAAGCCCGAGGCAGAUGACACGCCUGCGAACAAGGCCCCGGUAUCCAUUCCUGUUAUUGAAGUGUCAAAUGACAACGAGCAGGAUAAGGAUGUCGCGAAACCCCCUCAAAAACAUGCAUAG
This is a messenger RNA of Penicillium nucicola, 1431 nucleotides long. Its product is annotated as universal stress protein. Bases 1 to 1431 code for a protein of 476 amino acids. The transcript has 3 exons. The record is from RefSeq and is a predicted model, not a curated record. Lineage: Eukaryota; Fungi; Ascomycota; Eurotiomycetes; Eurotiales; Aspergillaceae.